CACUCUCAACUCCGUCUCCUGGGACAUGACUACUUCGACUCCUGGGGGUUAGUCACAGCUUGCCUUCAACUCCGGAUUUAGGGAGUUUAGCAGUUUGACCAGCAGCUACUCCCUGGGGGUCGAGCUCUUGGGAGGGAAAGGGACUGUGUACCUUUAAGGGGCUGGUCCUCCGGGAGCGCGGGGGUUUGUUGGCUGCGGUUUCCUUCCAUUGAAGAUCCCAAAUUCUUCUGUUUUGGACUAGUCAGCCGGUGGCCUCAGCGUGUCGCGGUGGGAGCUUGAGUCGUCGAGGAGCCCUCUGGGGACGUUGCUCCUGGGCCCAGCCUUGCCCAGGACACCCUGGCACUGCCACCAUCCUGGGCUGUGAUGGGCCUGCUGUUCCUUUUUCUGCCGUUCCUGCUUUCCUGUGUUUCUGGACUGCCCUUCUACAAUGGCUUCUACUAUGCCAACAGUCUCUACAGCAGGCCCCCUGGCAACGGUCAUGGGGAAGGCUUGUUCAAUGGAGUGAAGUUGGUGGUAGAGACACCUGAGGAGGUCCUGUUCAGUCACCAGGGGGCCAGUGUGACCCUGCCCUGUCACUAUCACUACGAGCCAGCCCUGGCCUCCCCACGGCCCUUACGCAUCAAGUGGUGGAAGCUGUCAGAGAAUGGGGCCCCGGAGCAGGAUGUGCUAGUGGCCAUUGGACAGAGGCACCGCUCCUUUGGAGACUACCAAGGUCGUGUGCAUCUGCAGCAGAGCAAGGAAGGGGAAGUCUCGCUGGAGCUCAGGGACCUGCAGCUGGAGGACUCUGGGCGCUACCGCUGUGAGGUCAUUGAUGGGCUGGAAGACGAGAGUGGCCUGGUGGACCUGGAGCUGCGGGGUGUGGUCUUUCCCUACCAGUCUCACCAGGGGCGCUACCAGCUCAACUUCCAUGAGGCCCAACAGGCGUGCCUGGAGCAGGAUGCUGUGGUGGCCUCUUUUGAGCAGCUCUUCAGGGCUUGGGAGGAGGGGCUGGACUGGUGCAAUGCUGGCUGGCUUCAAGAUGGUUCGGUGCAGUACCCCAUAGCGUUGCCGCGGCAGCCCUGCGGAGGCCUGGGCCUGGCGCCUGGAGUUCGCAGCUAUGGCCAUCGCCACCACCGCCUGCAUCGCUAUGACGUGUUCUGCUUCACUGCUGCCCUCAAAGGACAGGUAUACUACCUGGAGCACCCCAAGAAGCUGACACUGCUUGAGGCCAGGGAGGCCUGCCAGGAAGAUGGCUCGCAGAUUGCCACAGUGGGCCAGCUCUUUGCUGCCUGGAAGUUCCGUGGUCUGGAUCACUGUGAUGCUGGCUGGUUGGCAGAUGGAAGUGCCCGCUACCCCAUAGUUCACCCUCAUCUCAACUGUGGGCCCCCGGAGCCUGGGGUCCGGACUUUUGGUUUUCCAGACCCACAAACCCGCUAUGGUGUUUACUGCUACAGCCAGCACUAGGCAGGCUAGCCAGCUCUACUGGUCCCACCUCCUGCCCUCUUGGGCUGAGUAUUUGUUAGGUGGGUCAUUGCCCCUUGUGGGUUAGGGCAAUGCUAAUAGUAUUUUAUACUUCUCAAUUUAAAUGUUUUUUUAAGGUACUGUUUUUUACAGAUCCAGCUCCCAAUUCCUUUGACAUCCCUCUGUGGGAUAUUUGGGGUCCACUGACUUUUAGAGGCAUUCCUAUCUCCCGGUACAGCUGGUCUCCCUGCCCCGAGGAUGCUGGUGCCCAGCACAGGCAAUGGCCAGCUCAGGGUCCACAGGAGUCAAGAUGUGGUGACUGCACCUAGCUCUCCCUUCCCUUGGUUUACAGGAGGCAGGAGGCUGGGGUUUGGCUUUUUUAAAAUUCCUGAAUAGGGUCCCUAGACUUGUCGUUCAAGUCUGAGGGAAGGGAGAUCUUUCUUGACCUUCUCUCCUCCUCUCUUGGUUCCAAAGAGUCUGAAUUUCCUUCCAUGCCCCCUGCUUGGGAAUGACCAUCUGGGUAUGUAUACCUUAUUUGGGCAAUAAAUGGUGCUUUGCCCCUCCCCCGACCCCUUUCCUUUCCAGUCUAUCCCUGUAUCUGACUUUUUGUCUCCUUCAGUCUUAGGGACUGUCUCCCAGCCCAGGGUAUGUGUGAGGUCACUUCUGUCCCUGGGCUGCCUCUGCAGGCUGGCUUGCUUCUGGUCUUGUGUGCCCUAUGGCAUACUCUGCCUCAGGUGCUGGCUCAGCUUCUGGAGGCCUGGCUGUCAUCUUCAGCAUCUCCACCCCAUGACGGUGCAUCCUUGAGGCACUCCAUUGAAGAGUGGGAAGUGCCUCAAGAGAGGGAAGAGGAAGCUAUACCCUCCAGUGGGUCUCAGAGACUGAGGAUCUGAGGGGUGUCUUUUUAAAAUUUUUAUUUUAUGAGUGUUUUGCAUGCAUGUACCUGUGUGUGCAAUGCCUGCAGAAGCCAGAGGAGGGAAUCAGAUGCCCUGGAACUGGAAUUAGGGAAGGUUGUUAGCUGUUAUGUGGGUGCUGAGACUAGAACCUGGGUCUUCUGCAAGAGCAGCCAGUGCUCUUAACUGCUGAGCCAUCUCUCCAGCCCCGCAAGGGGUAUCUUUGUUCCUCACCCUAGUACCAUUCAGAAAACCAGACAUGCACUUCACACAAGCAUGGUUGUAUGCCCGGUGCUUACCAAUCAGGUGUUUUUCAUUUUGUUUCCUUAUUUUAGAAGUUUUUUGUUUAAGCGUGUGUAUGUACGUGUGUACAUGUGACUGCAAGUGCCCACAGAGGCCAGAAUAAUGUGUUGGAGCCCCUGGAGGUAAAGUUACAAGCAGUAUGAGUCUUCUGACAUGCAUGCUGGGAACUGAACUCCAGUCUUCUGCAAGAACAGCAAGUUCUUUUUAAAAAAUUUUUUUUAAUUAAUUAUUAAAAUUAAUCUUAUGUGUGUAUUGCCUGCAUGUAGGU
Molecule: messenger RNA, 2901 nt
Organism: Nannospalax galili (Upper Galilee mountains blind mole rat)
Lineage: Eukaryota; Metazoa; Chordata; Mammalia; Rodentia; Spalacidae
Gene: Hapln3
Product: hyaluronan and proteoglycan link protein 3
Exons: 5
Coding region: 364-1443 (359 amino acids)
Biological process (GO): cell adhesion
Molecular function (GO): hyaluronic acid binding
Source: RefSeq, a predicted model, not a curated record